Messenger RNA from Cylicocyclus nassatus, 3409 nucleotides. NCBI's taxonomy places the organism in Eukaryota, Metazoa, Nematoda, Chromadorea, Rhabditida, Strongylidae. The record is from the annotation of a GenBank genome assembly.
AUGAUUGUUGACAUUCUUCAUCUCAGAGCAGGAGCACAUCUUGUUCAUUCAGAUUCAAGGAUAAUCGGGUACAGUUUGCCUGCUGCUAAGACUAUUGCACUGUCUGUCAAGAUGUAUAAAGAACCGGGAAUCUGGGAAAGUGCCAAAGUACUCUUCAGGUGGGUUGGUCUAGGUAGACGGCCAAGAGCUCAUCGUUUUUCUCACUCUACUGCCACUGGUACAAUGGCACCUCAACCACAACCGCUAACCAAGCACACUCCCGACAUCGAGGCUCUACUAAGUCUCAAUCCAAAAACACAUACCCAAGCGAGGGUUGUACCCAGUUACGAAACCAAGAAGAACAAACACAACUGGAAAAGGAAUGCGGACAAGUGUGCCACUUGUGGCCCAGAUCUCGUCAACGACUUCAGGGAUAUCAAACACACAACGCUAAGUGAGCGAGGUGCACUUCGCGAAGCUUUACGGUGUCUAAAAUGCGCCGAUGCUCCUUGCCAGAAAAGCUGUCCCACACAAUUGGACGUAAAGGCCUUCAUAACCAGCAUUUCAAAUAAGAACUACUAUGGAGCAGCUCGACAGAUCUUGAGUGAUAAUCCGCUCGGUUUGACUUGUGGAAUGAUUUGUCCAACGUCGGAUCUAUGCGUCGGUUCGUGCAACCUUCAAGCUACUGAGGAAGGAGCCAUAAAUAUCGGAGGACUCCAACAGUUUGCAUGUGACGUCUUCAAAAAAAUGAACAUUCGACAAAUUGUCUCUAAAGAAAUUCGCGAAAAUAGGAACAAAUCCCACGAGUCUCCUAUUGCUCUGAUAGGAUGCGGUCCUGCUUCGAUCUCUUGCGCAUCGUUCUUGGCUCGGCUAGGCUACACUGACAUUACUAUCUAUGAGAAGAAAGACUAUGUUGGAGGAUUAAGUUCAUCCGAAAUUCCACAGUUCCGUCUUCCAUAUGAUGUUGUGGACUUCGAAAUACAGCUAGCAAAAGACAUUGGCGUGAAAAUCGUGACUGGACGAGCACUACAUAAGAAUGACCUCACAGUAGAGAAGCUCAAGGCAGACGGUGCCAAAGCUGUUUUUAUUGGAAUUGGAAUGCCCGAGCCCAAGAAAAUCAGCGUCUUCGAAGGCCUCAAUCAAAGUCACGGAUUCUACACAAGCAAGGACUUCCUUCCCAUCAUAGCAGCCGCGAGCAAACCCGGAAUGUGCGCAUGUUCUGCGAAGCAGCUACCUUCUAUGAAGGGAAGAGUGAUUGUACUUGGUGCUGGUGACACUGCUUUCGACUGCGCUACUUCUGCACUUAGGGCUGGAGCUUCAAGAGUGACUGUUGUGUUCCGUAAGGGGUUCACCGGAAUUCGCGCCGUGCCAGAAGAGAUGGAUGCAGCCCGUGAAGAAAAAUGCGAGUUCUUGCCUUACUGCUCUCCGAGAGCUGUCAACAUCAAAGAUGGCAAAAUCGUGUCAAUGAAAUUCGUUAAGACAGAGAAGGAUGAUGCUGGAAAUUGGUAUGAGGACGAGGAACAAACGCUCACGAUCAAGGCUGACUACGUAAUUUCUGCCUUCGGAUCUACCCUCUUGGAUAAAGAUGUGAUCGAGGCGAUGGCACCGGUGAAGAUGACUAAGCGAGGUAUUCCUGAAGUGAACAGAACUGAUCAGACGACAAGUGUACCAUGGGUAUUCGCUGGAGGUGAUUGCGCAGGAGUGGCCGAGACCACUGUUGAAUCUGUUAAUGAUGGCAAGGUGGCAGCGUGGUCAAUCCAUAAAUACUUGCAAUCAUUGCAUGGUAAUGAUGUCGGAGACAAGCCGAAGUUGCCAAUGUUCUACACACCCAUCGAUGAGGUCGACAUAUCAGUAGAAAUGUGUGGCGUAAAGUUCGAAAAUCCAUUUGGAUUGGCUUCAGCUCCGCCAACGACAUCGGGAGCGAUGUGUCGAAGAGCGUUCGAGCAAGGCUGGGGAUUCGUGCUGACAAAAACAUUUGGUCUUGAUAAGGAUUUAGUCACAAACGUAUCCCCUCGAAUUGUCCGGGGAUCGACUUCAGGACCAAUCUAUGGCCCGAAUCAGGGAUCUUUCCUGAAUAUCGAGCUUAUUUCCGAAAAAUCAGCUGCAUAUUGGCUGCAGUGCAUCAGAGAACUCAAGCACGAUUUCCCAACGAAAAUCGUCAUCGCAUCCAUUAUGUGCACCUUCAAUAAGGAAGAUUGGGAAACUCUUGCUAAACAGAGCGAGGAAGCAGGCGCUGAUAUUCUCGAACUGAAUUUGUCGUGCCCUCAUGGAAUGGGAGAAAAAGGAAUGGGUCUCGCAUGCGGUCAAGAUCCGGACAUUGUCCGGACAAUAUGCUCGUGGAUCAAACAAGCUGUAAAGAUUCCUUUCUUCCCUAAAAUGACUCCUAACAUCACCGAUAUCCGUACUAUCGCUGCAGCAGCUAAAGAAGGUGGAGCGAGCGGUGUCACUGCCACAAAUACCGUAUCUGGCCUGAUGCACAUGAAGGCCGAUGGUACCUCCUGGCCUGCCGUUGGUGAAGAAAAGAGGACAACUUAUGGUGGAAUGUCUGGCUCGGCGAUUCGUCCUAUUGCCCUCAAAGCAGUUUCAGCCAUAGCAAGAGACUUGAAAGGCUUCCCGAUUAUGGCCACUGGUGGCAUAGAGAGUGCUGAAACUGGUCUCGCAUUCCUCAACGCUGGAGCCUCAGUUUUGCAAGUUUGCUCUGCUGUACAAAACCAAGACUACACCGUUGUGGAAGAUUACUGCACUGGCUUACGAGCACUUCUCUAUCUGAAAGCAGCUCAACCUUUGCAAAGCUGGGAUGGACAAAGCCCGCCUGUUGAAAAACAUCAGAAAGGCAAACCUGUUCUGCUCAAGGAUUCAGGAAUACCAUUCUUUGGGAAUUACCGUACAGAGCGUGAAAAACUUGAGAAAGGCACAUUUACCAAGGGUACUCCUGUGUCGAUGACUGGCGACUUCGCAUCUCGUCCAGACAUGCCCGUUGGGAAGAUUCCUACAGUUCAUGACGUUAUCGGCCAUGCACUGCCACGGAUCGGCCCUUAUGUCACGCUAGACAAUAAACAACAGAAGGUUGCGCUCAUCGACGACGACUUGUGCAUCAAUUGCGGCAAAUGCUAUAUGACUUGUAAUGACUCGGGUUAUCAAGCAAUUUCGUUCAACGGAACCACUCAUCAGCCAAAGGUCAAUGAAGACGACUGCACCGGAUGCACACUUUGCUACAGCGUAUGCCCGAUACCGGAAUGUAUACAAAUGGUCCCAAGGACAGGACCAUGGAAAGCGCCAAAACGUGGUGUGACACCGAAGUUCGAACCUGGCACACCAAAAGUUGUGCCGGUCGACUCAGAGGGAAAUGUUAUUGUUGCUAAUUGAAGUUCUCUGUUGAAUGAAGAUAUAACUUGAUCUUGCAUUCGUACGCAGAGUGAAAAGAACUUUC